This is a messenger RNA of Lodderomyces orthopsilosis Co 90-125, 1131 nucleotides long. Its product is annotated as putative peptide hydrolase. Gene Ontology annotation, molecular function: single-stranded DNA binding. The transcript has 2 exons. Gene Ontology annotation, biological process: DNA damage response. The record is from RefSeq and is a predicted model, not a curated record. Bases 1 to 1131 code for a protein of 376 amino acids. Lineage: Eukaryota; Fungi; Ascomycota; Pichiomycetes; Serinales; Debaryomycetaceae.
AUGUGUGGUAGAUUCGCCCAGGGUCUAAAUUUGAACAGCAUUCUCAACGAGUUCAAUCAAAUAGUUUUUGGUGAAGAGAGCCGUGAGAUCAAUGAGCAUUCUGAUGGUGUUUACGAGGCUGAAACACACGGAGCAAAUGACAUAACUGAAAAAAUUCAACUAGAUUUAUCGAGAGUUACUCAAUGGACACCUUCAUGUAAUAUAGCACCCACUGAUACCGCUUUAAUGGUUUACAUGACUGAGCCACCAGCAGGCAUCAGCCAAAACUACGUCUUUGAACACCUGAAAUUCGGACUAGUGCCAUCAUGGGCAAAGCCAGCCGACCCCACGCCAGUCAACAAGGGAAAGCAAAAUGAAGGAGACAAAUACUCACAUGAAUUGGGUAAGUAUGAAAGUAAAUACUUCAACUGUAGGAGAGAGUCCCUUGCCCAACACCGAGCAGUGUGGUCAUCUUGCAAGAAACAUAGAUGUGUUAUACCUAUCCAAGGAUAUUUUGAGUGGCUCAAGACAAAGAAUGAAAAGAUACCAUACUUCAUUCACUCAAAAUCUACCCCCUUAAUCUUUUUAGCUGGAUUCUUCUCACAUAACUACAACUACAAGGACAACUUCAACAUCAACGAUGAAUACUUAUCGUCAUUUACUGUAAUUACAGCACCGGCAGAGAAAUCCGACAAAUACGAUUUAUCUUGGUUACACGCAAGGAAAACUUUGGUUAUUGAGCCAGGGUCAAAAGCUUGGUUUUUGUGGCUAGAUCCAAAGAGGGAUUGGGAUGAUUCGUUAAUUGAGGAGGUUUUGAACUCAAAGACGAAUGAAUCUUAUGCAAAUAUAGAGGGAUACCGAGUGUCCAGCGAUGUUGGAAAUCCAACUAAUAAGGGCGAAAAUAUUCUUAAAAAGGUUGAUAAAAAGAAGAAUACCUCGGUUUCGGAUUUCUUCAAAGUAAAGAAAGAGCUGAGGGUCAAGAAGGAGGGAAAGGACCCACACGAAGAAAAACAUGUGAGUAAUAGAGUUAAACAAGAGCCACGAGAUGAGGGCGAAGUAUCAAUAAAAAUAGAAGGUGAUGCACUACCACCGAAAAGGACCAGGCAUGGUAGAGAUGAGGCUCCAAAGAAGGUCAAAACUGAAGUUGAUUAG